Messenger RNA from Diospyros lotus (date-plum), 1391 nucleotides. RefSeq names its product probable N-acetyltransferase HLS1. The record is from RefSeq and is a predicted model, not a curated record. Lineage: Eukaryota; Viridiplantae; Streptophyta; Magnoliopsida; Ericales; Ebenaceae. Bases 66 to 1304 code for a protein of 412 amino acids. Gene Ontology annotation, molecular function: acyltransferase activity, transferring groups other than amino-acyl groups. The transcript is spliced from 3 exons.
CUGAAGAAGAAGCCAUUGCACAUCCCAAAAUAGGCACUAGACACUGCCUGUCUCCUAGUCUACAUAUGAUGAUUGCUACAGAAAUGUCUUCUUCUUAUUUUAAAGUGGCGGCAGAGAGUUUUCCGGCCAAAGAGGGGGUGGCGGUAAGGAGAUACGAUGAAGAGAGGGACAAGGUGGCGGUGGAGGAGCUCGAGCAGCGCUGCGAGGUUGGCCCGCCGGGGAAGCCGUCGCUGCUCACUGACCUCAUGGGCGACCCCAUUUGCCGAGUCCGCAACUUCCCCUCCCAUGUUAUGCUGGUGGCGGAGUACGGCGAAGGGAAAGCGAUUGUGGGAGUGAUUAGGGGCUGUAUAAAGACUGUGACCAACGGUAGAAUGGCUUCAGGGGACCACGACCUUCCCUCCUAUGUGAGGUUGGCUUAUAUUCUUGGACUCAGGGUUUCGCCUGCCCACAGAAAACUGGGCAUCGCCACAAAGCUGGUGGAGAGUUUGGAAGAGUGGUGCAAGCAAAAUGGGGCGGAAUACGCGUACAUGGCCACAGAAUGCAGCAACGAAGCUUCGCUGAACUUGUUUACAGUGAAGUGCAAAUACAUCAAGUUUCGUAGAGCCGAGGUGAUGGUACAACCAGUUCAUGCACACUACAAGCCACUUGGGUCGGGCAUCAAAAUCCUUAAAGUCCCCCAACAACUUGCCCUUUCUAUUUAUAGCCAAAUCUUUGCCAAAUCCGAGUUCUUCCCCGAGGACAUGGACCGGAUUCUGACCAACAAGCUCAAUCUGGGCACCUUCUUGGCCGUACCCAGCAAAAGCCCCGGGAUUUCGAGUCAUUUACCGUCGGGGCCAUUCGCUAUCCUGAGCGUGUGGAACACGAAGCAGGUGUUCAGGUUGCAGGUGAAGGGCGUGUCGAGGUUAACGUCCGCGUGGUGCGCAGGGAGCCGGGCCGCCGACGCCCUGCUGCCGUGGCUGGGCAUUCCGUCGGUGCCGGAUCUCUUCACCCGGCAGUUCGGCGUUUACUUCCUGUACGGCCUUCACAUGGAGGGCUACGGUGCUUCGCGCCUCAUGAAGUCUCUAUGCGCCUUCGCGCAUAAUAUGGCCAAAGAUGAUGAUGGAUGCGCCGCCAUCGUGGCCGAGGUGGGCCCGAGGGACCCCGUCCGCCUGGCCGUCCCCCAUUGGCCCAAGUUCUCCUGGUCGGAUGAUGUCUGGUGCAUCAAGAAGUUGAUAGAGAAAGGCGAUCACGGUUGUGGGCCGUUGGAUUGGAUCAAGUCUCAGGCCUCAUCCGAUGUGAUUUUUGUUGACCCGCGCGAUUUUUGACAUGUGGCGGUUAUGUAUGGUUCAUUAAGUGUUCAUUCAUGGCACCAUUUUAAUGAAAAAUAGUACGGUAAUGUUGUUUGUAUAAAA